AAUAAAACAUAUGAUCUGUUCAUUUGUGUGUAAACAUCCUUGUUGUUGAAUCGCUAUUUGUUAUUUGUAUAAAUAUAGAUAAUUAUUGACGAAGCAACAUUAAAUAGUGAUCUUGAUUCUAAAGUAGUUUGGUAUUUUUGCAAAUUUCUUGUCAGUUAUUACUUAGUGAGUCAGUGGGGAUCUGGGAUCUGUAGAAUCAGUUCAUCGACUCUACGCUCACUAGUGCUAGGUUAACGAAAUAAAAAUACUUGAACAACCUGGCAUUAUAUGGAUCAGGAGUGAGUCCUUGCCAUUUAACAUACGCACAAACCGCUUAUUAACAAAAAAAGUUAAAUAAAAAAAGAUAAGUUCGAGGUCUGGAAAUUGAACAAAUGCACAUAAAGGCAAGUCAAUAAACCUCGGACACGACAGUCGGGUAUACGUAACCGUAACGACCCAGAUUUAUAUUUGGCCAAGGACUGUCACUCCAGCAACACUCCCCAAAAACUCUUUUGGAGCUUGUAUGCUGCUACAGCAACAACAACUAGAUAUAUGAAACAUGUUUGAGUAUGACUGGGAUACAUUUUCCUCGCAGGAAUCGAAAAUAAACAUCAAAGACACUGACUCAAAGAAUACAACUUUUAAAAGAAAUGAUAGCCAAGUUCAGAGUGAAACGAACGACCCAAUUUCAACCGGAAAAAGUAGCAUACAUUCAGGGCGUAAUUCAAGCUUCCAAGAAGGAAACGAACUCUCAUUUGAAUAUCAUCUUAACAUUGACACUGUUUGCAGAACGUGCUUAAAAAAAAUUGAUGCAAGCAUUCCGAACACAUCCACUAUUAAAUCGCAUUAUCAAAUUUUUGAUACUGCAAAUCUCGCUAAGAAACUAACCUCCUGUACAUCUUUAAAAAUUGAGCAAACGGAUAAGUAUCCCAAAUACUUGUGCAACAGUUGCUUCAAUAAAGUCAAUGAUUUUUACCAAUUUCAAAGCAUGUGUGUGGAGUCGAUGCAGCAAUUUUGCCAAAUGUUCUUGGUUCCAGUCAGUCAAAUUACUUUUGAUACCGAAGUUCCUCGAAUUAAAACAGAACUUAACUGUGAUGACCCACUGCUUUCUGAAGAGUUUUGUGAUUCCAUCGAAGACGCCAAACAAUCAUCAUGCUUUGUUGAUAACUCUAACUCAGUGAUAGAAAAAGACCAGCUACCAUUAGGUGAUACCAACGCCUUGAUGCAAUGUCAGGUUGAGUACAGGGAUAAUAAUGGUUUACUCCAACCACUUCGGCACGCACUAUUCCAAGAGAAAAAUAGUAAAAAGGAGGGUACAAUAGAAGAAAGUUUCCAAAAUAAAAUGGAUGAAUUACUAAGGCGCCAAACGGAAAUUGUGAAAAUUGUUGCAGAGAAUAAUGUUCUAUUGCGAGAAAGUUUAGGGAUGUCUUCUGUCUCUUCCAUCAAAUUCCCAUUAGAAACGGAUGAUAAGUUGGAAGAACUAGAAGCGCGACUAAAAGUGGAAAGCAAGGCAGAAAUUGUUGGUAUUCUUAGAAGAAUAACUUGCGGAAAAAUAAAGGGUAUUGAUGCCAUUUUUGGAAAGCAAGUAGUUAUGGGCUUCAAUUAUAACGGAGAUAAAGGCAAAAAGCCUUUAAAAUUUUUCAAAAAUUUCCUAAAUGCUCUAUACGAAGCCACCUACGAAGAGGGCAGAACUUUUGACGAAUUUUUAAUAAGUCUUCGGCAAGAAUUUAAAAGAGUGAAAAAUCGGUUUUGUAAACAGAAGAGUAGAAAGAACAACCGUUAGCAUGUAACUUAUAGUUUAUAUUGCACACCUGCAUCUAAAGUGAGCUAACUAAAAAAUCAUACCGGACAUAAUAACUGCUUGUGAAUCGUACAAAUUCAACGCAAUUAAUACAAAAACGGGUACAACAGUAGUUUUUUAGUUAGAGUAUGUAAUAAUAAAAAAAAAAUGCAUUACUUGGAGGUAUGUCCUAUGAAUUGAUUUAUGCAAAAAAUCGUCCUAGGUGUGCGAUAUGUACUAUUCAGUAUUAGUUAGUUGUAAGGUAUUUUUA
Messenger RNA from Rhagoletis pomonella (apple maggot), 2030 nucleotides. RefSeq lists its product as uncharacterized. Bases 539 to 1762 code for a protein of 407 amino acids. NCBI's taxonomy places the organism in Eukaryota, Metazoa, Arthropoda, Insecta, Diptera, Tephritidae. Gene Ontology annotation, cellular component: nucleus. Gene Ontology annotation, molecular function: zinc ion binding. The transcript has 5 exons. The record is from RefSeq and is a predicted model, not a curated record.